Melanotaenia boesemani (Boeseman's rainbowfish) is the source of this 1171-nucleotide messenger RNA. It is a transcript of the gene dnajb13, whose product is annotated as DnaJ heat shock protein family (Hsp40) member B13. Gene Ontology annotation, molecular function: protein-folding chaperone binding. The record is from RefSeq and is a predicted model, not a curated record. Gene Ontology annotation, cellular component: cytosol. The transcript is spliced from 8 exons. Bases 137 to 1084 code for a protein of 315 amino acids. Lineage: Eukaryota; Metazoa; Chordata; Actinopteri; Atheriniformes; Melanotaeniidae.
CGCUACAUUAUGUUCUAGUCGAUUUUUGUUGUUGUUGUUGUUUUAUUAUUAUUAUUAUUUUGUCAUUGUGCAGAAAAACUGACCUGUGGAGUUAUACUUUAAUUUCUGGAUGUAACUGUAUGUAUUAAAUCCCGUCAUGAGUCUGGAUUACUACGAGACGCUCGAAAUAAACAGAAAUGCAACUGAUGCAGACAUUAAAAAAGCAUAUCGACGUCUCGCUCUGAAGUUUCAUCCGAGCAGCAACACGAAACCUGGAAGCUACGAGAAAUUUAUUCAGUUGGGUGAAGCCUACGAUGUUCUGAGUGAUCUUCGAAAAAAGGCAACCUAUGAUAAGUUUGGUGUGGAGGGUCUAAAAGGUGGUAUCCCAGCUGAGUUUGGCAGUGGUGGGGCUUGGUCAUCAAAGUAUGCUUACCAUGGGAAUCCAGAGAAAACUUUCAAACAGUUUUUUGGGGGUGAUAACCCCUUUGCAGACUUUUAUACAUCUGACACUCCGCUUCAGUUUGGCAACCUGCAACCAGUGGUGGUGAAGACUCAAGAUUCCCCGAUUGAAAGAGACCUUCAUUUGUCCCUGGAUGACCUCUUCCAUGGAUGCACAAAAAAGAUUAAGAUAUCUCGCAGGGUUAUGAAUGACGAUGGACACACAUCCAGUAUCAAGGACAAGAUCCUGACUAUAGAUGUGAAGUCUGGAUGGAAAGAAGGUACAAGAAUAAUUUUCUCCAAAGAAGGAGAUCAAGGACCAAACAACAUUCCUGCAGAUAUUGUAUUCAUUGUACGAGAGAAGAGUCAUCCUUUGUUUGUAAGACAACACAAUGACCUGAUCUACAAGGUCAAGAUCUCUCUUGGGAUGGCUCUAACUGGCUUCUCUGUGGAUGUUCAGACACUAGAUGGCAGGCUACUCACCAUUCCUAUCAGUGACAUUGUACACCCUACAUAUAAAAAAGAGCUGAGUGGAGAGGGAAUGCCGCUGUCCCAGGAUCCUUCCAAGAGAGGAAACCUCAUUAUUACUUUUGACAUCCAGUUCCCUGUGAGUCUCUCCACCGAGAGGAAGCAUCUGAUCAAGCAGGCUCUAGAUUUUAUUCAAUGAUAACAUUUUAAUUACAUGUACAUGAGUUCACGUUGUUAUAUUUGAGUAAAAUAUUCUUUGGAAGACAGAAAAAAUAAAAAUGAUUGU